AUGCAGACUCGAAGGCUUCUCGAAGAGGUGUCCAUUUGUGCAGCGAUGAGCAUGUGCACCAGGGCCAGCUACUGGGCAGCUAGCUUGGCCCUUUUCGCCGGAUUGGUUUUCCACGUGGAUCCGGACCCGGUCACCUUCAGCGCUGCCCUGGCUGCUUGCAGCAGCGGGUCUCAAUGGACAACCGCCAUGUUGCUGCUGAAUGAGAUGACAGAGAUCGCCGUGCAAGCUGAUGCCAUCUGCUUCAACUCUGCCAUCAGUGCUUGUGAGACUGUGUGGCAAGUUGCACUAUGGCUGCUGCACAGCAUGACCAUGACUGAAGUGAGGCCCAAUUGCAUCACCUUCAGUGCCUGCAUCAACGCGUGCCCGUGGACGACUGCCAUGCACCUGCUCGAUCAAAUGCAGAGCAACAGCAUCCAACCUAACACCGUCACACUCAACACUGUCAUGAAGGCCUGCGGAUCACUGCAGUGGCAGAUUGUCUUAGAAGUCAUGGCGCUGUUUCCUGAGAUGGCGCUUCGCUCAGUGCUCUUGCAAGAGAUGCUGGCCAGGCGCGUCAAGGCCAACGUGGUGUGUUACAACGCAGCCAUCAGCGCCUUCGGUGCAGGAGGGCGCUGGGAGCUAUCACUGCAGCAUUGCCGUGAGCUGCUGGCCGCGUCGCUGCCUGACCAAGUGAGCUGCGGUGCUGUGAUGGAUGCAGCUGCCAAGGGAGGUCGCUGGGACUGGAGCCUCACUGUUCUCUCAUCCAUGGGAAGGUGGAGGCUUGCACCAGACAUCUUCAACUACAACAUUGCCAUUUCAGAGGCAUCCCACUGGCGGCAGUCACUGCAGCUGCAAGGAUGCCGCGAGUCAGGCAGAGCACCGAAUGGGAUCACCUACUCCAAUGCCCUGACAACUCUCGCAGCGCGUGGGUGCUGGAAGUUCGCCCUGUGCAUGCAUGCGGACCGACCGCUGCUGCAGCGAUGCUUGGUUGAGUCUGGUGCAUGUUGGCGCACCCUUUCAAAGUUUCGAGCUUCAUGCUCCGCCAUCCAAGGAUGGAUGGCGCAGCAAGGCAUGGAGACGAACGAGAUCUGUUACAGGGCAGCCAUGGGCCAAGCUGGCCCAGCCAAGCCACGCAACGAGACUCCUUUGAAGGACAUGUCACCAGCGAUUCCAUGGUGGCCUGUGGCACUACUCCUGCUGGUGGAUCCAUCGACUCCAGCGGGCGGAGCUGUGAGCUCUGUCAGCUCUUUCGACAGCGCACUCUCCGCUUCGGAGGCGGUGCAAGCAGCCUGGAGGUCAAGCCGGAUCCAACGACACGGCGGCGAGCUGCAGAUUCUUCCUGAGCUCUCCGAGGAUCAGCUCCAGGGCCUCAGCUUGCAGGAGCUCAGCAUCCUUGCAUGGUCGACGGCCUCCUCGGGAGACACGCGGCGCACCUGGGAUGCUUUGUUCCGAGAGGUCCAAGCUCGGCUGCAGAGGCGAGAGGAGCGGCGGCUGCCGCUGCGGGCGCUGGCGACCUUGUCCUGGUCUUUUGCCUCGGCGCCGUUGAGGUCACAAACCUCGCUGUGCGAGGUUUUCUAUGCUUUACAAAGGGAGCUUGCCAGCCGCGUGACCGUCCUCAGAGGCAGAGAGGCAAUCAGUUCCAGCACCGAUAUGCUGGAAGUACUUUGGGCCUCAAGCUUUGUGGGCUGCCUACAGCCCCGCAGCCUCCCUGCAGUUUGGAAAGCCCUCCAGCGUGUGGCACGCAGACUUGAUAGCAUGGCCCACCUGCCCUCGUCCUCGUCCUCGUCCUCGGCCUCGACUGGACGCCUUGACCCACUGGCUUCGGAGAUGCAGGCGCCUCGAGUCGUGCUUCAAUUCCCCGACCGGCUGGUGGUGCACAAACCACCUGGAUGGCAGGUCGAUGAGUCUGGGGACGCUUCGGGUCUGCCGCUUUCCAGGUAUGUGCAGAAGCUCUGCAACAGGCCAAUUCACUACGACGAGUCCCACCAAAGAGGCUUCCUGCAUCGUUUGGAUGUGCCAAGCUCCGGGAUGAUCCUCGUCGCCUCCACUUUCUCCGCUUACUACGAUCUUCAAUUUCAAUUGUCCGCGGGUAUGUUAACCCGGGACUAUGCUGUCCAGUCACACGGCUGGUGCAGUGACCGUGGGAUGAUUCGUGCUUCAGUUGCCUGGGCUGAUACCGGUUCCAAAAAGGACUCCCCAAGCCGUGUGACUGCCGGCGAGAACUCCCAGACACACCUCAAGGUCUUACUGCACUCGAUGCACAUGGGACGUGCGCUCUCCUUCAUGGCUAUACGGAUUGGAACGGGGCGGAAACAUCAGAUCCGAGUUCACACGGCUCAUGUGGGUCAUGCGACUGUCAGCGAUGGUCUGUACUCCACAGCCGAGACCUACUCUGGUGAUCAGGGUUGGUGCCAGCGGAUAUUUUUGCACCGGUACCAUCUCUCCUUCCGCUCGCAAGCCUUGCACGGAGAAGAGUUCGAGGCCCGUGACGCACUGCCGCCGGAUCUGCAGGACUGUCUUCAGGUGGCACAGGUGGUGCGGCCCUGCUCCCAAAGGGCAGCCAGGCAGGGGAAGAAGGGGAAGGGAAAGGGCAGAGACGGGAUGGAAGGGCGGGGAAGUGAGGUCAGCGCCAUCCGCCUCCCUGCCACCCUGGCACUUGUGUUCGCAGCUGAGCAGGAAAAGAAGAGAGACAAGCGACCAGCAGCAACUCGUGCUCAGAUCUUCCAUGCACUGCUCGGUCUCAAGAGUCGGCUCGAACCUCUACAUGCCGCUGCCAGCAGGGGACCAUGCCUUGUGCUGACGCAAUGUGCGGAAGCUCAUGCGACGAUUGCGCCAUGCGUCUGCACUGGCCGCCUGGUUAACAACACGGAGGUCACUUUCCUUGCGCAAGGCAGUCAAGGCAAUGAGGCCCUGACAGCUCUGAAGCUCUCGCGAGCUCAGUACCUGGCCACCCGGAGUGUCGAGAUGUCCACUGACGUGCGAAAUUACACUUGCGGACUGGACCUGGGAGACCAUCCCCGUGCCGUGACUGCGGCGCUGAAGAGGCUGGCUCGGCAUGGAGCAGACUUAUCAGACGUGCUUCUUUCUAUGCGCGCAGCGACGAUCGAAGCCAAUGUCUACCACUACAACACCGCCAUCUCGACUUGCCAGGGGCCUCUGUGGCAGUCUGCCUUGCACUUGCUGCUCCGAAUGUCGGUGCAUCUUGUGGGUGCCGAUGCCGUCAGCCAGAAUGCUGCAAUGGCAGCGGUAGGGCCUCUGUGGCAGCGGAGCGCCAACCUGUUCAGGGACAGCGACAAAGAAGGAGUUGCAUUCAACAGCAUGCUGUCUUCCUGGAGCAAGGUGGGCAACUGGGAGCUGGGACAGAGUGCCUUGAAGGAAAUGCGGUGCAGUCUGGUGCAACCAGACCAUAUCAGUUUCACCACCUGCCUGGAUGCCAGCGGCCGAGCAGACCAGUGGAGAAAGUCAUGGUUCCUGCUGGGGCAGAUGCGGACCGAUUCCCUCCGUGCGGACGUGGUUGCCUGGAACUGUGCCAUCUCCUGUGGACGGGUCAGCUGGCAAAGAGCGCUGGAAGUAGUAGCAGCCAUGUCAUGGUACGCGCUGCAACUAGACGUGGUCAGCUAUGAUUCCGCCAUCAGCAGAUGCACGGGCAAGUGGCAGCGCGCCUCAAGCCUGAUGGGCCUAUCAAUGACCCUCCAUGCUUCGCUCCGUGCUUCGCUUGUCACCUACCAUGCAGCCAUGACCACCUUUGAGGCCCCUCAGUGGCGCUUUGCCCUCGGUUCUCUUCAAGGCAUCGGAAGUGAACGACUGAAGGCAUCGGCUCUGACGUAUAACUCUGUCCUAUCUGCCUUUCAAAAGGCACUCCGAUGGCUCCAGGCAUCGGAAAUGUUGCGGAGCAUGUCCGUCUCAGCACUGCAGAAGGACUCUUAUACUUGCAGUGCUGCUCUAGGUGCCUGUCGAGACUCUUGGUCACUGGCCGUUGAACUUGUUGCCGGCAUGUGCCGGAGCGAUCUCCCUCCCAACGCAAUCGUAUUCAAUGCUUUGGCCAGUGCUUGCGGCCAGGCAGGCCAAUGGGAGCUUGCCCUGCGCCCCUUGGAUGCUGUGGGCGACUGCUUUACCUAUGCUGCAGCCAUCAGCGGCUGCGAGAAG
Messenger RNA from Symbiodinium sp. CCMP2456, 4125 nucleotides. NCBI's taxonomy places the organism in Eukaryota, Dinophyceae, Suessiales, Symbiodiniaceae. The record is from the annotation of a GenBank genome assembly.